CGGCACAAGAGAAACCAGCUAUCGUGGGGGGAAGAGGGCAGAUGCUCCAGGCUGCUAAUCUGUGACAUGGAAGACCCAGGUUCAGUUCCCUGCUCCACUACAGGUUAUCUGUGAGAUGAUGCGCAAGUCGCUUAAGCUCUCUGUGCCUCCCCUCCCAUCUACAAAUGGGGGAUAAUGUAUCAAUGCGUAAGUCACAGAUAGCCUCAAGAGUCAGCCAUGACAGACACGAUGUUUGGCAACAGUACUGAUCGGUGGAUGUGUCCAAAUGACAGGCCGAUGUCCCUCAGAGCCAAACUCCCUGCUGGAUGGUUGGUACGUGGAAACCAGCCAGAAAGGCAACAGAAAAAUGAAGAGCUGACAGAUGAAGAGAAGGAGAUCAUCAACCGAGUAAUAGCUCGAGCAGAGAAAAUGGAAGAAAUGGAGCAGGAGCGUAUUGGGCGUCUCAUGAACCGUUUGGAGGACAUGCGCAAGAAUGUGGCUGGCGAUGGGGUCAAUCGCUGCAUCCUGUGCGGAGAACAGCUGGGAUCAGCUUGUGUCGUGUGUGAGGACUGCAAAAAGAAUGUCUGCACAAAGUGUGGCGUCGAGGCAACCAACAGCCGCCCUCAUUCCAUCUGGUUGUGCAAGAUCUGCAGCGAGCAGAGAGAGGUGUGGAAGCGUUCGGGGGCCUGGUUUUUCAAGGGCAUGCCCAAGCAAGUGCUGCCUCAGCCAAUGCCCGUCACCAAGAACAAGCCGUGGCAAGCCCCCGGGGAACCUGCCUCCUUGGAGCCACCUGCUCAGGACCCGAAACUCCACUCUCGCACACUGAGCCGAGGCCAAACUGAGGCUGGGGCCCCUGCCGAACAGGACUCUUACGGUGGCCCUGAGGAGAAGAGGGGAGUGGGCAGGAAACCAGUCAAAUCCCGCGACCCCAGCCACGAUUCUGAACGUGGCUAUAGUUCUGAAGAAGAGAAUCCUGCUGCCUACAGGGGAAGGAAAGGGAUGAGACAAAGGCCAGAAGCAGGCAGUGAACCAACAGCUGCUGCUUCUGGCCGGGGAAGCUACCCACCUCCUAGCCGCAAACCGUCUGAGGUCAGAAUGGCUCCAAGUGGCAGCGAGUUUGCUGGCAGGGUUGCUGAGAACUGGGAGUACGCAGCGGAAAGUGAAGUCAACUGGAGCCCUGGAAGUGUAAAACGUGCCAAUUCCGUUCAAGCCUCCAGGCCUCCUCCAGCGACUAGUCAGAGCUCUGUUGCCCAGGCUACUCAGCCAGCUCCUCCAGUGAGUGGCAGACAAGAGCCCGGGCCUGCUGGGAGAUAUCCAGAAAGACAAGUGAGCCAGUUGAUGGGCCCUCCCCAGAUAGACCCGGCCUAUUCAGCAGCAGCACCCAGGGAUGAGAGAGGAGAUGGCGGUGGUUACUCGAUGCCUGCAGCCAGAGAGGAGAGAGCUAUGCACCAGCCUGCCCCAUAUACGCAAGCUGCCGCUCCGCCUGCGCCACCUGCACGUCAACUCCCGCCGCCUCAGGAUGACGACGAGGAUGAGGCCAACAGCUAUGAUUCUGAUGAAGCAACCACGCUGGGGGCUCUGGAGUUCAGUCUGCUCUACGACCAGGAGAAGAGCUCUUUGCACUGCACUCUCAUCAAAGCCAAAGGCUUAAAACCAAUGGACUCCAAUGGUUUAGCUGAUCCUUAUGUAAAGUUGCACCUAUUGCCAGGAGCCAGUAAGUCAAACAAAUUGAGGACCAAGACUCUGCGCAACACUCGCAACCCCAUAUGGAAUGAGACACUGGUGUAUCAUGGCAUUACGGAUGAAGAUAUGCAAAGGAAAACACUCAGGAUCUCGGUGUGCGAUGAAGACAAAUUUGGCCACAAUGAAUUUAUCGGUGAAACUCGAGUUUCUCUGAAGAAACUCAAAUCCAACCAGAAAAAGAACUUCAACAUCUGCUUGGAGAGAGUAAUACCGAUGAAGCGGGCUGGAACAACCGGCUCCUCUCGCGGGAUGGCGCUGUACGAAGAGGAGGUAGACCGCGGUGGUGAUGUGGAAGAACGAGGAAAGAUCCUUGUGUCCCUCAUGUACAGCACCCAGCAGGGAGGCCUGAUUGUUGGCAUUGUCCGUUGUGUCCAUUUAGCUGCCAUGGAUGCCAAUGGAUACUCGGAUCCUUUCGUUAAACUUUGGCUGAAACCUGACGUGGGGAAAAAGGCCAAGCAUAAGACGCAGAUUAAAAGAAAGACAUUGAAUCCCGAAUUUAAUGAGGAGUUUUUCUAUGACAUAAAACACAGCGAUCUGGCCAAGAAAUCACUGGACAUAUCGGUCUGGGAUUAUGAUAUUGGCAAAUCUAACGAUUAUAUCGGCGGAUGUCAGCUGGGCAUCACCGCCAAGGGGGAGCGUUUGAAACACUGGUACGAGUGUCUGAAGAAUAAGGAUAAGAAAAUUGAACGCUGGCACACUUUACAAAACGAGAACCACCUUGCAAGCGAUUAAGGUCCCCAGCACAAGUCUCUCUGAAGUCCACACCCUCUGCCAAGUCACAGUAGAUUUCCAAUGUCUGUCUUCCGAAGCCGAUGCUACAUGUCUUGCCUACAUCUCCUUGGAUCCCAGGAACGUUAUGCUGCCCCGUCUUCUUGACGCCAGCAUCCUCUGUUCACCAUUCUCAUCCCAAAGAGCAACCUGGAUCUCGUGUGUUCAAAUCCAUUUCUGACAGUGCAUCAUUCUGAUGUAUGAUUUUGUCAAGCAAUAGCCACACACUGAGGAUUUUCAUUUCUCACCAGUCUAACCUGCAUCAUAAUAUUGUUUCCUAUUCUGUUUGUUGAAGGUGUUUGUUCGUGAGGUGGUGUUUUACUUGGGUGCUCAUUGUUCUGUCCUCAUUAACCCACGUGCAUUUAUUUUUCUCUCUGCACGUCUCUUUCCACUCCCCUCAUUUUUCUCUUCACCAACUGAAGUACUUUUAACAUCAGUUCUGUCUAUUGGGAUGCACAGUCAUUAAACCUACCCUAUUACUGUUUUCAGCAUGUGAUGGGGGAGCAGUUUGAAAGUUGUCACAGCAUCGGACAGUUCAGUUCAUUUGAUAUCAAUACCUCAGUUGCAAUAAGCAAAAGGCUGUUUGUUCUGUGCUGGGUUUGGUUAUAAACAUAACUCAGUAACUGCAUUUCCACUGAUAUAAUCUGGAGAGCACUAGGUAUUUGGCUUCUUUUCCAAAAGGAACAUUUUUGCAGUGUACAGAGCUAGCAGACAGGGUGGUAAAUACUUUUGAGUUUUCACAGAAAGGACACUGAGUGUUAUGGCAUUUCAAUAAAUAACUGGAGAUAGAGAGCCACCUUCUGCGUGCUCAUUUUGGAAACACCAGAUCUGAGUUUUGAUUUGUUUCAGACACAAUUAAUUUUGGAACUAGGAACCUGCACAUGCUCUUACUCUAGGAAUCGUUUGUUGUCUUAGACUUGUGACCACCUCCCAUUCCACGGAAUAUGGCUACAUAACCUAGCAAAUAGCUGUAUUUUGGGGGCUGAAUUUGUUAAGCUCUCUUGAGACAGUGUUUUCUGUUUCAUAAUAAUUUCAUAGAUGUUCAUUUUACCACCUGCAGGUGGGAAAACAUUUCCUAAGGAGUUGAUGUGUUUAGGUAUUUGUUUUCCUUUUAAAAUACAGCACUUAAUGAAAUUAUCUGGGACAGUUAGUGGUCUUCCAACUUCAAUUUUCUGGUGGGUUUCCUUUUAUUAUUGCACAAAAGAAAGAUUUGCUUCAAUCUGUGCUUAAUUUCUUGUUUGUGGGUAUUUUAUUUCAUAUCAACUAAAAGAGAGUCGACAAGCUCUUGAAUUGAUAUUGAUCUUUUUGAUACCAAUCUGAUCCAUCUGCUGUUUUGUACAACCUUCAAGCAUAGCAAUGUCAGGAUUAGUACAGUAAGUACUCCUGGAAUAUAUGGUCGCUCAGCUACAAACUUCGCAUGCUAAACAAAACCUAAAGACCUUGGUUCAGGCUCCUUGGUUCAUGACUCCUUUGCAGGCUGCUGCUCUCCUCUCUGCUACGGUGGUGGUGUUGUGUGGUGUAUUCUGAACUGAGCUGUACCUCAGUGUCCUUUAAUUUUCUAUGUUGAUGAGUUAUUUUCUUAUUCUUGGCUUUUUUCAGUGGAAUUUAAUAGUACUGGUCAUUUGCAAUGAACAUCUUUAUAAAGCUUUAACUUCACAGACAGAGUGGAAAAUCCAAUCCUCUCUCCUGCAUGAAGGUUUCAAUGGGCUGUCACUGUAGUGUAUUCCUGUGAUGUGCUUUUACACAGAAGAAACUAUAGGCUAGUAAUCCUCCUAACUGGAGUUCUUCGCUUUCUUCACCCGCCGUUUCUUUUAGAGCCUUGAGACCAUGGGGGCAGUCCCUGGAAGUGAAAGAAGUGCAUUGCUCAACUGAAUAACCUCACUCCUAGCGCAUCACCAGAUCGUGGGCCCUGCGCAUGUCUCCUAAGCUGCUGUUUUAGUUUGUGGAUUGUUUCUUGUCCUCUUGUGCAGUGUGAUUCUUUCACGCUUGUAGAACAUAGAUGUAUAGCAUUACAGGGAGUGCUGGCUCCUGUGGUCAUUUAAAUGUCAAUGUGAUAAAACUGAGAUGAGUUUUCUCCCUCCCUCCAAGGUGAAUAAAGCUCAAUAUUGUUUGCAUUGUUCUGAGUAAAACCAACAAAGGCUUUCUGCACCCUCAGACACCCGUCCACACAACACUACAGGACGCUGUUGCUCUGGGCCAAACCACAGCAGGGGACUGUUGCACCAUCGAUUUGAUAAGGGAUCACAUCCAGACCUGGUGCAUGUCCCCUCCCCUCUUUCAACAGGCAGGUGGCAAUGCUAAUGUUUAUGGUGCCUUCUUUUGGUUCCCCUUUCCCCUCUGACUGCCCCUUCUCCCCUAGCUGUGAUUUCAGAGGGCCAGUCUUUUCUCUGCCUUAGAGUGGGUGGGUCUGUGCUGCAGGCAUUUUAUGGUUCAUUCGGGUCAACCCAGAGUGUUGGAGUUGGGCCCAUGAUGUGAAGGUCACAUCCUGACCUUUCCCAAGGCUGAGGGACUCAGAGCUGGGUUUUCGGCUAAGGAACCUGCAUGUCUAUUCAGCCUUUCUUCCCUUUUCAAGAUGGUGGUGCCGUCUGCCCCCUGAGGUGACUGGUGUACUGAACAGGGCAUACAGGCUGGCCCAGCCUCUCUGAGCUGAAUCUG
Messenger RNA from Gopherus flavomarginatus (Mexican gopher tortoise), 5145 nucleotides. RefSeq names its product rabphilin 3A (gene RPH3A). Lineage: Eukaryota; Metazoa; Chordata; Testudines; Testudinidae. Gene Ontology annotation, cellular component: membrane. The transcript is spliced from 22 exons. The record is from RefSeq and is a predicted model, not a curated record. Gene Ontology annotation, biological process: intracellular protein transport. Gene Ontology annotation, molecular function: small GTPase binding. The coding region runs from base 217 to 2454 and encodes 745 amino acids.